GCUGCCUGUAUAAAGCACCAGCACCGGUGACGGGUUACAGUAUUAGGUAGGACAAUCAUGUUGUUCGGAGUUGUGACGUCGGCGCUCAUCGGGAUUUGUCUGUCCUUUGGGGAUGUUUACGGGGAGGGGGUCGAGGUCACCCGCUACGACGGGUAUAAGGUGGUGCGCGUGGAGAUAAACAAUCAAGAAACGCUGGAGAAGAUACAGCACCUUUCAAACAACAAAAGACCCAAGUUCGACUUUUGGACCUACCCGAUCUACCCCAACCAGUCAGCCGUCAUCAGUGUUUCGCCGCAAUCAUUCGGUCUCCUCAAGAGAAGUCUAAAACAAGAGGGACUGCAGUUCGAAGUCACUAUCCACGAUUUGCAGGAUGUUAUUGACAAGGAAUCAACUGAGGCGAACCGUCAGACUCGCGGAAUGUUCGACUUGAAUCAGUACCACCGUCACAGCGAGAUCAACAGCUGGCUAUCAUUGCUGGCUUCCUCACCCAAGUGUGCCGGAGCUUGCGAGAUGUUCUCCGUUGGUCGCUCUCACGAAGGCAGGGACAUGAAAGGAAUCAAGGUUGGACUUCCAGGAAGCAACAAGUUGUCCGUCUGGAUUGAUGGAGGAAUUCACGCCAGAGAAUGGAUCUCGCCAGCCACCGUCCUCAACAUACUCAACUAUCUCAUUGAAGACAACUACGGUGGCGAUGCUGAUGCCAAGGCCAUCUUGAAGAGAUUUGAUGUCUACAUUCUACCAGUGGUCAACCCGGACGGCUACGAUCAUUCCUGGACUAGGAAUCGCCUUUGGAGGAAAAACCGACAAAAUGGCAAAGGUCACUACUAUGGUUGUGAAGGUGUUGACUUGAACAGGAACUGGGGACACCACUGGAUGGAGGCGGGAGCUGACAGUUAUCCCUGCUCCGACAUCUAUGCUGGGUCGUCCGCCAUGUCAGAACCAGAGACGCAGAAUGUUGCCAAUUACAUCUUAAGACGAAAGAACAACAUGAAGAUCUUCCUCACGUUCCAUUCCUAUGGUCUGUACUGGCUUACUCCCUGGGGCUACACAAGCAAGAGGCCUGUUGAUUACCAAGAUCUGAUCGCUAAAGCAAACAAAGCAACAAGCAAGAUCAGAGAUUAUCGGGGAUUACGGUAUAAGGUCGGCACUUCAACCAAUGUUCUUUAUGCGGCUGCUGGUGGGUCGGACGACUGGGCAAAAGGUGUCGCCGGUAUAAAAUACUCCUACACGGUUGAGCUUCCAGAUGAUGGUCGGCACGGCUUUGUCCUACCCGCCAGGGAAAUCCGACCCGUUGGGGUGGAAACAUACGCCGGGGUCAAGGAGUUAUUUAAAGCAGUCUUGGCGGACUAUGCUUAGCUUUUUCACCUUUCUGACCACACGUUUGUUCAAUGUAAUGGUAAGGGAAUAAACAUAGUCAUUGAAGUAGUCGAACAAA
Molecule: messenger RNA, 1432 nt
Organism: Lineus longissimus
Lineage: Eukaryota; Metazoa; Nemertea; Pilidiophora; Heteronemertea; Lineidae
Product: carboxypeptidase B-like
Exons: 11
Coding region: 58-1353 (431 amino acids)
Biological process (GO): proteolysis
Molecular function (GO): metallocarboxypeptidase activity; zinc ion binding
Source: RefSeq, a predicted model, not a curated record